CGCCACAGGGAACGGCUAAUUCCAUCCUUGAACAACGUUCAUAGGAAGCCGCAUCCAUUUGAGCGUUUGCACCGAACUGCUCGAGGUGCCAAAAACACAUUCCGGGAAGUGAUUUCGUGGGUUUGUCCCUCUUUGCGCGCGCGUGCACCGUCAUCUCCUGUUCUCUUCAGUUUCAAUCAAGUAGUCCAGAAACAUCGCUGGAAACGCAUCCGAGGCUCGAAACCCUACGGCAGUGGAAUCCGGGGCACCGCAAGUCCAUCGGGCCGUCGCUCCAGCGCCGCUUCUCUCAAUGGAAGCUGGAAAUAUGAGCUCGGCGCCGGGCCAGGGCCAGGGCAUGGGGGGCCGGCCAACAGCUCCGAAUCCCCAGGGCGCAGCGCCUCCCAACCGACCCCAGGGCGCGCCCCUCUACCGCCCAGAAAUGAUGCGCAAUAUCGCGCUCCUCAGCGAUGAUGAGAAGACCAAGUACGAACAUGGUCUUAGCCGCCUCUGGAAGAUGCACGAUACUGCAGCCCCAGGCUCCAAGGAACAGGUCGAAGCUAAGAGAAAGAUUGGCGAGUUCGGAAAGAUGUUGCAUGCCAAGGUACAACAGCGCCGUCAACAGCACCAGGCCCAGCAGCAACAGAACCAGCCGCAAGCUCAGCAGCAGCAACAGCAGCAGCCCCAGCAACAGCCGCAGCAACAGCAACAGCAGCGGCUGUCUCAAUCUGGCCAGGGAGGUCAAGCGGCAGCUCAGACCCAACCAGCUCCGGGUGCUUCCGGCAACACUCAAGCUCCGACGGCGGCGUCCCAGUCAUCGCCGAAUCCGGCUGCCCCGGCACAGCAGCCCAGAUCGCUCCCGCCGCAGAUUCUCAACCAUGUCAACGAGAUGGUGCUCCAUCCCCCGGCCAACAUACAGGAAAAGGACAGGGCGAAGUGGACUGAGGAGAUGAAGAAGCAGUACGCCUUGGCCAUCUACACGGUGGAGAGCGCUCGUAAUCAUCUGAAGGCGAUGGAGCAGACCUUGCAAGAGAACACGUCGCUUGCGCCUGAGGAAAGGAAGAAGAUUGAGGAGAGGAAGGCGAAGGUCCAGCAACAAGUCCAGGAAGCUGCAUCGUUUGUCAGCCAUGUUCGGAAGUCGUAUACUAACCCGAACCAAAAGAAUUCGCAAAAUGGCACGGCAGCGCCGAACCCGGGAAACCAAGGGCGACCGCAAGGCGUGGCACAGCCAGGUCAAGGAAUGGGUAACGGACCGGCGACUGCCGCCACGGUUGCUGCUGCAAGUCCCAUGCAAAGCUCCGCUGCUGCCGUUAAUGCGGCGAUUGAGGCUGCCAAGAAACAGCAACUGGCCGCCGGUCGGAUGCCGGGAGCGAACCCGCUGCCUGCCCAGCAAGGCGGCCCUUCACUUGCACACCAGCCGCAGGCGCAAACGCCCGUCACCACCACAACACAGGCACAACCUUCUCCAGCCACCCAAGCGGCCCCGCCACAAGUUGCUCUGCCCCAGCAACAGGCUCAGCAAUCUCAACAAAGCCAGCAGAUUCAGCAACAGCCCGCACAAUUCAAGCUCGAGCCUGGUGUGCAGCCGCUUCCCGCACCUCUCAAUACCGCCUUCGCAGCCGGCGGGGCCCAAUUAGUUGGAACUCCCACCCAGAAUUCGGCGCGUAUGCAAACUCCUCAAUCUGCGACCCCCACAACUGCCAAUACGAAUAUUCGCCCGCUUUCUCACGCUGCUGCCAUGAAUCUGGCUUCUCAGCAGCGUGCCGGCGCAAUUCCAGGAGCCCCAAUCGCUGGAUCCGGAAACACUCCGGCAUCGAAUCUCGGCACCGUCGGUGGAGCGCAGCAGCCAGGCCACCCUCACGCGCAUCCGUCGCAACCUAACGCGCAGACCAACCUGCAGUCCAAGUUGCCCAUUCCCAAAGUUCUUCACGAAAAGGCGACCCAAAUGCCUCAGCCCGUUCCCAAUAUUGGUGGUAUCGGCAGCGGCCGUCCGACCUACAGCGGUGGCGGUGGCAUCGGCGGAGGCGUCAUGAACCAGCCCGCUCUUCCCAAGACCCCUGCGUACCAGCUUGAGGGCGAGGGCGAGCGGGUCCUGAACAAGAAAAAGCUGGACGAGUUGGUUCGCCAAGUCUGCGGCGGAACUGCCGAGGGCCAAGAGGGCAAUAUGUUGACGCCCGAUGUGGAGGAGUCUGUCCUCAACAUGGCCGAUUCCUUCGUCGACAACGUCCUCCAUCAGGCCUGCCGCAACGCAAAGGAGCGUGGAUCAAAGGUUCUCGAGAUUCGCGACAUCCAACUCGUUCUGGAGCGCACCUACAACAUCCGAAUCCCUGGCUACUCCAGCGACGAGCUGCGCACGGUCCGCAAGGUGCAGCCCAACAGCUCCUGGAUUAAGAAGAUGAGCGCUGUUCAGGCUGCCAAGGUCGUCCCCGGAAAGGGAGAUAACUAAACUUAGCGGGGCGUUGGUAUUCCGGUGUUCUCUCUUUAGGUACUGAAUUCCACCUAACCUUCAGGUAUGGAUGCUUCUGGGCGGGGCGUUGUUACGAGACAUGGAUCCGGAUGGCGGCUGGCGUAACUGGGAAGGAUUGUACACUGGCAUUUCUCUCGACUGAUUCACACUUGGCCUUUGGGAUGCUUCUGGGCUGGGCUUUGUCACGACACUUCAUGAUCCGGGUGGCAGCUGGCGUAACGGAGGGUCUGCACUGGCAAGAAGGGACGGGAGACGUAGGUAGAUAGAUACCUUAGCCAGCCAAUUGAUGACCUGAAAUGGAUUUCUGACUCCC
This is a messenger RNA of Canariomyces notabilis, 2756 nucleotides long. RefSeq lists its product as uncharacterized. Lineage: Eukaryota; Fungi; Ascomycota; Sordariomycetes; Sordariales; Chaetomiaceae. Gene Ontology annotation, molecular function: protein heterodimerization activity; TBP-class protein binding; DNA binding. The record is from RefSeq and is a predicted model, not a curated record. Gene Ontology annotation, cellular component: transcription factor TFIID complex; SLIK (SAGA-like) complex; SAGA complex. The transcript is spliced from 2 exons. The coding region runs from base 305 to 2422 and encodes 705 amino acids. Gene Ontology annotation, biological process: DNA-templated transcription initiation; RNA polymerase II preinitiation complex assembly.